AUCAAUAGUUGUCAUUCCAAUUCAACUUCCAAAUUAUUCGUUUGACCACCGUGGUGUUAGAUUGAUCUGUUAAUUUAAUUAUCAUCUAUAAAUUAAAACUGAAUAAAUUAGCUAAUUUGAAAAUAAUAUAAGCCAUCUCUAAUAAUGUCGGAGAAACAUUUGAAAACUGGUGAUUCUUUGCCUCCGUACAGCGGCAAGCUGCGCUUGUUUGCUAUGAGAUUCUGUCCAUAUGCCGAGAGAUCUGUUCUUGUUUUAAAUGCAAAAAAACUCGCCUAUGAUUUAGUAUUCAUUGAUCUGGAUAACAAACCCGAAUGGAUAUUUAGCUUUAAUCCUAAAGGUUCGGUACCAGUCCUGGAGUAUGAAGAGGGCAAAGCAAUAUUUGAUAGCACUAUAAUUAAUGUGUAUCUCGAUGAAAAAUAUCCAGAAGUACCACUGCAAGCUGCAGAUCCAUUAAGAAGAGCUCAAGACAAAUUAUUAGUAGAACUUUUUGCUCCUGCUCAAUCAGCAUACUAUACGGCUGCGUUUAAUGCCCAAGCAUUAACUCCAACCUCAGCAGAAACCUACCAUAAGGGAUUAGAAAUAUUGCAAAAAGAGAUUGAGAGCCGUGGAACUACUUAUUUGGCUGGAGACCAGCCUGGAUUGAUUGAUUAUACUAUUUGGCCUUUCUUAGAGCGGUUCCUUGCACUACCACUGUUGGGCAAAACUGAUUUUGCUAUUGAUCAAUCCAAGUAUGAAGUUCUAUUGAAAUACAUUGAAGCAAUGAAGACUGUACCAGCAGUGAAAUCGUAUUGCUUAGCUCCAGAGACUCAUUCCAAGUUCACUGAGUCCCGGGUAAAGGGAAACCCAGAUUAUAACAUGUUGGAUACAAGUGAUGUAGUUUGUUGCAUGCGCCCCAGGAAGAAGAAGGAGUAGAAUAUAUUGUUAAUGUUUUCUUUAUUUUUUUUCUAUAACAUUGUCAUAACAUAAUACAAUAAAGUACAAUGAACAUGUAUUAAA
Messenger RNA from Leptidea sinapis, 996 nucleotides. RefSeq names its product pyrimidodiazepine synthase-like (gene GSTo1). Gene Ontology annotation, cellular component: cytoplasm. Lineage: Eukaryota; Metazoa; Arthropoda; Insecta; Lepidoptera; Pieridae. The transcript has 5 exons. Gene Ontology annotation, biological process: glutathione metabolic process. Bases 145 to 912 code for a protein of 255 amino acids. The record is from RefSeq and is a predicted model, not a curated record. Gene Ontology annotation, molecular function: glutathione dehydrogenase (ascorbate) activity; glutathione transferase activity.